Messenger RNA from Girardinichthys multiradiatus, 935 nucleotides. It is a transcript of the gene cav4a, whose product is annotated as caveolin 4a. NCBI's taxonomy places the organism in Eukaryota, Metazoa, Chordata, Actinopteri, Cyprinodontiformes, Goodeidae. Gene Ontology annotation, cellular component: caveola. Bases 120 to 686 code for a protein of 188 amino acids. The transcript has 3 exons. Gene Ontology annotation, biological process: caveola assembly. The record is from RefSeq and is a predicted model, not a curated record. Gene Ontology annotation, molecular function: molecular adaptor activity.
UGUUCCUAAUAUAACCUCAGCACUCAGCCAGCUGGAAGCGGCCGUCUGUCUGGGCUGCUUCGGUAGUGACAGGCGACCUUCCCUGCUCCCUUUUUUUAAUUUAUUUAUCAAGUGUUUAAAUGGACACCAUGAAGAAAGAUGAAGAUUCAGAGGAAGUGGAGAUUGAUCUGGGGGACUCAAGUGACCCAGAAGAGUCUGAAAAUGAAGAGGAACCGCAGAUGUUAUGGAGAGCCCAGCCCUCUCUGGAUGAGGAGGAAAACAUUCACACGUCCACACUGGUGGAAAUCAGUGACACCAAACCUCUGAUUAAUUCAAGGGACCCCCGAGGUAUCAAUGACUGCCUCAAGGUGGGGUUUGAGGACGUAAUAGCUGAGCCGCCAUCUGUGCGCAGCGGCGAUAGAAUAUGGAUCUGGAGCAAUGCCUUCUUUGAAGUGUCCAGGGUCUGGAUCUACAGGAUAGUCACCGUGCUUCUGGCCAUUCCCGUGUCAGUUAUCUCUGGUUUUCUGUUUGCCAUCCUCAACUGCUUCCACAUUUGGAUGGUUCGACCCUGUAUUCAAUGUGUCCUCAUCGGUACUCGCUGGCUACAGAGCUUCUGGAGCAUCGUGCUGCAUGUCACUGCGGUCCCAUUCCUAACGAGUGCAGGGAAAUGUUGUGGAGGUUUAGGUGUACACCUGACCAAAGAAUGACCUUAGAGGCAAAUUCGGACAGGAUGUCUUAAUGAUGUGGACAUAGUUCUGUUCAUGUGGACUGAAAAAAAAAAAGGCAGCAUUGACUUUUGAUUGUUUCAAAAAAUGAUAUAUAUGGUAUUUCUUUCCCCAGUAAACCUUUUGUCAUUUUACACCAACAAUGUUAUAGACCAAUGUGGCACAUAAUUAAGAAAUGUAAGGAAAGGGACACAUUGGUUUCAUUGUUUUGUAAGAAAUAUCUGAAAAGUG